Erigeron canadensis is the source of this 1525-nucleotide messenger RNA. Its product is annotated as putative D-cysteine desulfhydrase 1, mitochondrial. Gene Ontology annotation, molecular function: D-cysteine desulfhydrase activity. The record is from RefSeq and is a predicted model, not a curated record. Bases 47 to 1297 code for a protein of 416 amino acids. Lineage: Eukaryota; Viridiplantae; Streptophyta; Magnoliopsida; Asterales; Asteraceae. The transcript has 10 exons.
CCAUACACACACAGAUAUACAAUGGUCAAAAUCCUCAAUAUCAAUAAUGUUGAAUAGCAAUUGGAGUAUUUGUCGAUUAAACCCAAGUCCCACACUCUCACUCUCACUCUCACCACUUCUAUUACCCAUCGCCAAAAAUCAAUCUCAAUUUAAAUCCAUGGCUUAUCAACAAGAAUCAGUUUCUGAGUUUUUGACACAUAAAUCAUAUAGCCCACCACCAUGGGCAUCUAAACUUAACCCAAUUCCUUCUCAUACAUUCUCUCUUGGACAUUUUCCAACUCCUAUUCAUAAAUGGAAUCUUCCUAAUCUGCCUAAAGAUACUCAAGUUUGGCUAAAGCGUGAUGAUCUUUCAGGUAUGCAAUUGAGUGGAAACAAGGUUCGCAAGCUUGAAUUCUUGUUAGCGGAUGCAGUUGCACAAGGAGCAGACUGUAUAGUAACUAUUGGUGGCAUCCAAAGCAAUCAUUGUCGUGCAACAGCUGUUGCUGCGAAGUAUUUGAACCUGGAUUGUUUUCUAAUAUUACGAACCUCAAAGGUACUUGUGGAUAAAGACCCUGGAUUGACAGGGAACCUCUUGGUGGAGAGAUUGGUUGGGGCACAUAUUGAUCUUGUUUCAAAAGAAGAAUAUUCAAGAAUUGGAAGUUUGACACUUACUAAUUUGUUGAAAGAGAAGUUGAUAAAAGAAGGAAGAAAACCUUAUGUGAUUCCUGUGGGUGGAUCAAAUUCCUUGGGGACCUGGGGAUAUAUUGAAGCAAUUAGGGAGAUUGAACACCAAACCCAGAAGACCAAAACAAGUUUUGAUGAUAUUAUUUCAGCAUGUGGCAGUGGUGGUACAGUUGCUGGUUUGUCGAUUGCCACAUGGCUAAGCAAGCUUAAAGCAAAAGUUACUGCAUUCUGUGUAUGUGACGACCCUGAUUACUUCUACGAUUAUGUCCAAGAUCUACUUGAUGGACUUCAAGGUGGAGUCAAGUCACGUGACAUAGUAAAAAUUGAAAAUGCCAAGGGGCUUGGCUAUGCCAUGAGUAGUGCUGAGGAGCUUCAAUUUGUAAAAGAGGUUGCUGAAACCACCGGUGUGAUUUUGGACCCUGUUUACAGUGGUAAGGCGGCUUACGGAAUGAUGAAAGACAUGGCACAACAUCCCACUAAGUGGGAAGGAAGAAAGAUCCUCUUUAUACACACUGGAGGCCUCCUUGGUUUAUUUGAUAAAAAUGAAGAAAUGGCCUCAUUGGUUGGGAAAUGGCGUAGAAUGGAUCUUGACGAGUCAAUCCCACGAAAAGAUGGAACUGGGAAAAUGUUCUAAACUUUCUACCAGCAAUCCCUACUCCCUAGACACUAUUGUGACUGUAGCAAUUUGAAGUAACCAUGGAAGACAAAAUCAUGUAUAAUUCUUGAUAUGAAAAGGUAUUGUGAACAUCCCAUAGUUUACUUUUCCUUUUUCAGUGAAUGGAAAUAAGAGGGUUGUUUAGAGUUGUGUUUUGAAUGUGAUUAUGUCAUAUUGGAUAUUGAUAAUCAAAUAAUUACUUGUACA